Molecule: messenger RNA, 1064 nt
Organism: Fundulus heteroclitus (mummichog)
Lineage: Eukaryota; Metazoa; Chordata; Actinopteri; Cyprinodontiformes; Fundulidae
Product: thymocyte nuclear protein 1
Exons: 8
Coding region: 233-907 (224 amino acids)
Cellular component (GO): nucleus
Source: RefSeq, a predicted model, not a curated record
AAGAAGAAAUGGAAUGUCUUGUGGUAGAAAAAUAAUCGAGUUUUAUGAGUUUAAUAUUAUUAGUAUCAAAGUCUUAAACUCAGUUUUCCCAUUAAUAUUGAACGCAACUUUACCUUACCGGCCAGCGUCAGAAACAGCAUUUUGUUGACGUCACGUGUUGUGAGCUUUUCGCGGGAUAUGAAGGCCUGGCUGUCUCUGAAGGUAUGACAGUUAUCUAAAAUUUGAAACAACAAUGCCUCCCAAGAAAAGAGCCCGAGUGAGUAAAAGAUCUCCAAAAUCAGGCAAAAUCGAUGACAGUGAGGGGACUUCUGCAGCCGACAGGAAGAGGAAAGCUGCAGCUCCUGUUGCGAAAGCUGGAGAGGCCUCUGAGUCUGCGGGACCUCCGGUGUUCACCCACUGGCUGAUGAAGUCGGAGCCCGAGAGCCGCUUUGAAAACGGCAUUGACGUGAAGUUCGGCAUCGAGGACCUGAAGGCCCUGCCCGAUCAGACCGGCUGCUGGGACGGCGUCCGCAACUAUCAGGCGCGGAACUUCAUGAGGCAGAUGAAAGAGGGACAGCGGGCGUUCUUCUAUCACAGCAACUGUAAGGAGCCCGGGGUCGCAGGGAUCAUGAAAAUUGUGAAGGAGGCCUAUGUGGACCACACUCAGUUCGACAAGAAAGACGUCCACUACGACGCGAGCAGCAAGCCAGACAGCCCCAAGUGGAGCAUGGUAGACGUCCAGUUUCAAAGAAGGAUGAAGAGGUUUCUUCCUCUUUCGGAGCUGAAGAAGUACCACCUCCAGCACCGUGCCAACGGAGGACCUCUGAAGGACGUGGCUCUGUUCACCAGGGCCAGGCUCUCCGUUCAGCCCCUCACCUCAGAAGAGUUUGACUUCAUCUUGAGUCUGGAGGACAAGGAGCCGCUGUGAAGAUCGUGGGACCUCGACGCGCAGUGACAUCCUUGGCCGUGAAAUGUACCAGUUGGAAAAAAAAGAUUUUAUGGUGUAGAACUAUAAAUUUGUUUCUUAUGGCCCAAGUUUACCUUUUUGGAGCUUUUUUUGCAGGAAUGAGUUGUAUAAUAGAAGU